Cannabis sativa is the source of this 3221-nucleotide messenger RNA. RefSeq names its product RNA-binding motif protein 25. The record is from RefSeq and is a predicted model, not a curated record. Bases 115 to 3006 code for a protein of 963 amino acids. Gene Ontology annotation, molecular function: RNA binding. Lineage: Eukaryota; Viridiplantae; Streptophyta; Magnoliopsida; Rosales; Cannabaceae. The transcript has 7 exons. Gene Ontology annotation, biological process: mRNA processing.
CUCUCUCUAGGGCAUAAUAGAAAGGGAAAUACAGAAACUCAAAGAUUCACAAUUUAAUCAAAAAGAGUUCCCUUUUCAAUUCUCCGAUCUCUUUUACACAAACAGCUUCUAUCCAUGGCGGAACCUUCUUCUUCUCCGGCAACCCAACAAUCAAAUCCGCCUAACGAAAACCCCACCACCACUACCACCGCUACCCAACCCAAUCAAGAAGUGGUCUCCACUCAACCCCCACAACUACCACCGCCGCCGCUGCAAACGCCUUCGCCUUCCAUUCCCGUCGCAGCAACCGUUAAUUUAAAUCCAACCAUAGUUCCUCCUCUUCCUCCUCCUCCGUCUAUCUCGUAUGCAGUUCCGUCGGUGUCUGGUGUCUCCACCGUUCCACCGUCAGCGCCGUCAUUCCGUCCGGUUCCUCAGUUCACUCCUGUACCUAACCCGAAUUAUCAAAAUCCAGUUGUUCAACCCCCCGGUGUUGGUUCGGUGACGGCGAUGGCUCCUGGCGCGGCAACCGGUGGUCCUGGUGCUAUGACGAUUCCUAUGCAGCAGCCAUUGAUGCAGCCGUAUCAGCUCGCCCCUGGUCAGACUCUUAACCCUGCUUUGAGACCUCCGUACGCGCCGAUGCCAAAUGGAUACGCAGCCAUGCCUGGUGGGUUAUUCAUAUUUGUUUUUAUUUAUGUAGGGCUUCCUCGGUUCCCUUCUCCUUAUCAAACAAUGGUUCGACCUUCAUUUCGACCGCCUGGAGCAAUCGGUAUGGGGGUACUAUCUCGCCCACCUAUUCCAGGAAUUCGCCCAAUCAUUCCCCCUGUUGUUAGGCCAGCUAUUGUUCCUAAUCUUACUCCUGCUGAGAAACCACAAACCACUGUAUACGUUGGCAAGAUAGCACCCACAGUUGAAAAUGAUUUUAUACUGGCUCUCCUUCAGGUUUGUGGAGCUGUCAAGAGUUGGAAACGUGGUCAAGUGCCCACAAAUGGGACUCCCAGAGGCUUUGGGUUUUGUGAGUUUGAGGGUGCUGAAGGUGUUCUACGUGCAUUGCGCUUGCUGAGUAAAUUUAAUAUUGAUGGGCAAGAACUUGUGUUAAAUGUUAAUCAAGCAACAAAAGAUUAUCUCACACGUUAUGUUGAAAAGAAAACUGAAGUUUCUAAGAAGGUAAAAGAAAUCGAUGCUUUGGUGGCAACUGCUAAAGAGGGUGAAGCUGCAGUGAGUGAUGAGAAGAAAAUUGACCUUCCAACUCCGGCUGCAGAGGAGCCAAAGGAGGACAAUGAUUCGGUGAAAAAAGAGAAUGACAGUGCCACCUUUGGGAUUGUUACUGAUGAGGACAAGGAAGCCGACCGGGUAGCUUCAACCAAGCUGAAAAGCAUGGUAGAAGAGAGGAUGAAAAACAAACCUCUCCCUCCACCUCCUGCUCUAGCACCUGUUGAUGUCAUUGGGAAUGCAAACUCAGAGCUGCCCGCAAAAUCGAGGGAUGGGGAAUCUGAACCUGAUAAAAAUGAUGCUGCCGAUGACAAGAAUGAUGAUGAGCUCACUAGUGACAACAAACAAGUUAGUGAGAAUGACAGGGUUGCUGUUAGCUCACCUGAUAAGAAUAGGAGGAAUGAUAGAAGAAGCAGAGAGAGAGACCGAGAUCGUGAUCAGAGAAGGGAUAAAGAGCGAGAGGUUGAAAGAUACGAACGAGAAACAGAGCGAGAACGUAUACGAAAAGAGAGGGAGCAAAGGAGGAAGAUUGAGGAAGCUGAGCGCCUGUAUGAAGAAUAUCUUAAAGAGUGGGAAUACAGAGAAAGGGAGAAAGAGAAACAGCGUCAGUAUGAGAAGGAAAAAGAGAAAGAAAGGGAACGUAAAAGGAGGAAAGAAAUUAUGUAUGAAGAAGAAGAUGAGGAUGAUGAUUCAAGAAAAAGGUGGCGAAGAAGUGCAGUGGAGGACAAGAGAAAGAAGAGGCUUAAAGAAAAGGAAGAGGACUUGGCUGACAGACUAAAAGAGGAAGAAGAAAUUGCAGAGGCCAAGAGGAGGGCUGAGGAGGAAAAGCUGCAACAGGAACAGAAAGAUGCUUUGAAGAGUUCACUUGACAAUUCAACCAAUGGAUCCGAAGAGCCUAUGUUGGUGGAAGAAUCCAACACUGAAUUGAAUGAUAAAGCCAUGGAAGAGGAUUCUGAAGCUGAGUCCAGUCGUGAAAACUGUAUUGGGGAAACAAAUUUACAUAACGGUAGUACCAGUGAUGAAUCAACCAUGGCUCCUCCUGCUGCUGCAAUAGAUAUGCAACAAAAUGGCAAUGUCACCACAAAGAAAUUGGGCUUUGGUUUAGUUGGGUCUGGAAAACGUACUACAGUGCCUUCUGUGUUUAAGGAGGAUGACGAUGAUGAUGCACAUAAGGAUAAGAAGAUGAGGCCCUUGGUUCCCAUUGACUAUUCAACGGAGGAACUAGAAGCUACUCAACCGAGUGUUUCUGGAACAACUCAAUCACAUUUGGUUGCAGCUGCUGAAUUUGCUAAGCGAAUAUCAAAUGUUGGUCCCAAGGAAGAGAAAUCUGACAAUGAAAAGGAAAGAAGUAAACGCACACGAGAGCGGAACGAUGAGGAUGUUGUUCGCAGUAAAAAUGAGACCAAGGAGAAGACUCAUGAUGCAGAUCGAGAACAUGGUAUUGAUAAGAUAAAAUCGUCAGACAAUAAGAAGCUUCUAGAUGCAAAACAAUUGAUUGAUAUGAUCCCGAGGACCAAGGAGGAGUUAUUUUCAUAUGAAAUAAAUUGGGCCAUUUAUGAGAAGCACGCUUUGCACGAGAGAAUGAGACCGUGGAUCUCUAAAAAGAUAACGGAGUUUCUGGGAGAGGAAGAAACCACUUUGGUAGAUUACAUCGUGUCCAGCACUCAGGAUCAUGUGGAAGCAGACCGCAUGCUGCAGCUUCUUCAAUCGAUUUUAGACGAGGAAGCGGAAAUGUUCGUUCUUAAGAUGUGGAGGAUGCUCAUCUUCGAAAUUAAGAAGGUGGAGACAGGCUUGUCAUCUUCAAAAUCAAGAACAUAAUGUGUUUGUUUCUAAUUCUAAGCUAUCUCUUUCGGUUCUUUCUAUGUUGCUGUAGAAUGACUAAUUGUAGUACUUUUACCCUAAUUCACAUAUGUUUCCAUGUCCUUAGAUGUGAUCUGAUUCUGAUAAAUUGCUGUAAAGUCUUAAACCAUAUUCUUCAGCUUUAUUGGUUUUAAGGUUGUCUUCACCAUAAGCAAAUGAAACCCAUUUUUGUA